AUGUCAAUCUUCUUCUCGACCCCCGUGGACAUCGACAUCGUCCUGGAAGACAACGAUGACCGGUCAGCGGUGGACAUCAAGCUUGAUAAGAACCGGAGGGAGAAGGCGCCUUUGUACCUGGAUGGGGAGUCUGUGAAGGGUGCAGUCACAAUACGGCCGAAGGACGGGAAGAGGCUGGAGCACACCGGCAUUAAGGUGCAGUUCAUCGGCACGAUCGAAAUGUUCUUUGACCGCGGUAACCACUACGAAUUCCUCUCGUUAGGCCAGGAACUGGCGGCACCUGGCGAUCUGCAACACCCCCAGACCUUCGAGUUCAACUUCAAGAACGUCGAGAAGCAAUAUGAAUCGUACAACGGCAUCAACGUUAAGCUACGGUACUUCGUCCGAGUCACCGUCUCUCGGCGGAUGGCAGAUGUGGUUCGGGAGAAGGACAUCUGGGUGUACUCUUACCGGAUACCACCUGAGACGAAUGCCUCUAUCAAGAUGGAUGUCGGUAUCGAGGACUGUCUACACAUAGAGUUUGAAUACUCGAAAUCGAAAUAUCACCUGAAGGAUGUCAUCGUGGGCCGGAUAUACUUCCUUUUAGUGCGGUUAAAGAUUAAGCAUAUGGAACUGUCAAUCAUCCGAAGGGAGACGACUGGAGCAGCACCCAAUCAGUACAAUGAGAGCGAAACCCUCGUGCGAUUUGAGGCAAGCGAUGAUUCUAGUACGAUUGCUAGACACAGCGCUAACAAUGGGCAGAUAAUGGACGGAUCACCUUCUCGAGGGGAAACGAUACCAAUUCGGCUCUUCCUUGGCGGCUUUGACCUGACUCCAACCUUCCGUGAAGUCAACAAGAAGUAUUCGACGCGUUAUUACCUGAGCUUGGUCCUGAUCGAUGAAGAUGCGCGGCGCUACUUCAAACAAUCCGAAAUCGUACUCUAUCGGCAAGCGCCAGAAGGCCUUGCGGCUGCGCAGGCGCAGAAUCUGCAAAUCGCUCCGUCAUGA
Coniosporium apollinis CBS 100218 is the source of this 987-nucleotide messenger RNA. RefSeq lists its product as uncharacterized. Gene Ontology annotation, cellular component: retromer complex; endosome. The transcript has 4 exons. The record is from RefSeq and is a predicted model, not a curated record. Gene Ontology annotation, biological process: retrograde transport, endosome to Golgi; intracellular protein transport. The coding region runs from base 1 to 987 and encodes 328 amino acids. Lineage: Eukaryota; Fungi; Ascomycota; Dothideomycetes.